Molecule: messenger RNA, 1242 nt
Organism: Trichoderma gamsii
Lineage: Eukaryota; Fungi; Ascomycota; Sordariomycetes; Hypocreales; Hypocreaceae
Exons: 3
Coding region: 1-1242 (413 amino acids)
Biological process (GO): protein refolding
Cellular component (GO): cytoplasm
Molecular function (GO): Hsp70 protein binding
Source: RefSeq, a predicted model, not a curated record
AUGAUACUCCGCGGGGCGAUCUUCGUCUUGUUGGCUCUAGUAUCGCUUGCCUUCUGCGCCGAAGACUUCUACAAGAUCUUGGGAGUCGACAAAUCUGCGACAGAUAAGCAGCUGAAGUCUGCCUACCGCCAACUUUCGAAGAAGUUCCAUCCAGACAAGAAUCCAGGCGAUGAAACAGCACACGAGAAGUUUGUUGAAGUCUCCGAAGCCUACGAAGUGCUAAGCGAUUCCGAGCUUCGAAAAGUCUACGAUCGGUAUGGCCACGACGGCGUCCAGUCCCAUCGUCAACGUGGUGGAGGCGGUGGUGGAGGCGAUCCCUUCGACCUAUUCAGCAGAUUCUUUGGUGGCCAUGGACAUUUUGGAAGAUCGAGUCGCGAGCCCCGAGGCAGCAAUGUCGAGGUCAAGGUAGAAAUUUCUCUUCGUGACUUUUACAACGGCGCCACAACCGAGUUCCAAUGGGAGAAGCAACACAUCUGUGAGAGAUGCGAGGGCUCAGGCAGCGCAGACGGAAAAGUCGAGACUUGCAACGUUUGCGGUGGGCACGGUAUCCGAAUUGUCAAGCAACAACUUGCCCCCGGCAUGUUCCAGCAGAUGCAGGUUCGCUGCGAUCACUGUGGCGGUACGGGCAAGAGCAUCAAGAACAAGUGUCCCACCUGCCAUGGCAAUCGGGUUGAGCGUAAAUUGUCAACGGUUAGCCUGACUGUCGAGCGCGGUAUUGGUCGAGAUGCAAAGGUGGUCUUUGAGAAUGAGGCCGACCAAAGCCCAGACUGGGUUCCCGGCGACCUCAUUGUCAAUCUUGCCGAGGCAACCCCGUCGUAUGAUGAUAACCCCGACCAAGUUGACGGCACCUUCUUCCGACGCAAAGGCCACGAUUUAUACUGGACAGAAGUUCUCUCUCUGCGUGAGGCCUGGAUGGGCGGCUGGACUCGCAACCUCACUCACCUCGACAAGCACGUUGUGCGCCUCGGUCGCGAGCGUGGCCAAGUCGUCCAAGGUGGCCUGGUAGAGACUAUUGCCGGCGAAGGUAUGCCGGUAUGGCACGAGGAAGGCGAAAGCGUCUACCACACGCACGAGUUUGGCAACCUGUACGUUACGUACGAGGUCAUUCUGCCAGAUCAGAUGGAUAAGAAGAUGGAAAACGAAUUUUGGGAUCUGUGGGAGAAGUGGCGGUUGAAGAAAGGAGUAGACCUGCAUAAAGAUAGCGGGCGACCCGAUAUUAAGCAUGAGCGCGAUGAGUUAUGA